AUGGAACAGUUUGAGGAAGAGGAAGAGCAGCAGCCAUCUGAUCAGUCAGACCUGCUCACAGGAAGCCAGGAUCAGGUGGAAGAUGAGGAGAAGCCAAGCCAGGGUCAAGAGGGCAACAGUGGCGAUGAGUGGGACACUGAUCUGGAAACAGACAGUGCCACCGAUCAGAAGCAGAGUCAGUCCCGUGCAGAGCUGUACCUGCAGGCCUGUCAGAGGACGGGCUCAGUUCCUGUAUCCUCCUUUCUCCGUAACUUGGGUGACACCAAUCUCAACCUAAACCACUAUGGUGUAGGACCUCUGGGCACCAAAGCUCUGGCUAUAGUUCUGAAAACUGACAAUACUAUCACCAACCUUGAGCUGGAGGAAAACUCACUUGGGCCCGAGGGGACGCGCUAUCUGACGGAGAUGCUUCAAACAAACAUCACCAUCCAAAGUCUGAAUCUUUCCAACAACCAGCUGGGCCAAGAAGGAGCGUACACCAUCUCCAAAAUGCUGUCAGAAAAUUACUGUGUCAAAUCCCUCAAACUUUCAGGAAAUGAUUUUGAUGAUGUUGCAGCAAAAUAUUUAGCUGAUGCUUUAAAGGGAGACUAUGUGAUCACAGAGCUGGACCUCAGCCACAACAUGUUCAGUUUUACAGGAGGACAACACCUGGGCCAUAUGUUAGCUGCAAAUGUAGGUAUUGAAGUCCUAAACCUGAGCUGGAACCCCCUUCGUCUGGGGGGUGCUAUGGCUGUUAGUGCAGGGCUGAAGGUAAACUCGACUCUGAAGCAGCUCGAUCUGUCGUGGAACGCUUUCGGCCAAAUGGAGGCAGAGUCACUGGGUCAGGCCCUGAAAAACAACCGGACGCUGGUGCUGCUGGACCUCAGCGGUAACCAUGUGGACGAUCAGGCUGUGACACUUCUCUGCCAGGGUCUGAUCACCAACGACACCCUCGGGACCCUCAAGCUCUCACAAAACCCCCUGACGAAUAUCGGAGCUCUCACGCUGCUAAAAACGGUCAAAAACAUGAAAUCAGCCUUGGAGGAGAUUGAUAUUUCUACGGUGUUUGUGAAUGAGGAGUUUGUGGAGCUGCUGGAAGUAGCCCGUCAGAAGCGUCCUGCUCUGGAUGUUCGGCACAGCGCCAUGAGCUACGUCACCAGGAACCUAUCUGCCCUCCAGAUCUUACGGAAAUUCCUAUCAGAGCGAAAUGAGAGCAUUAUGGAUUUCUUUGAAGCUUUGGAUAAAGAAGGAACAACCAACGUCUCCACCUCAGACUUCAGAAAGGCUGUGAAGGCAGCGAACAUACCUCUGGAUCAGCAGCAGCUCGAGUGGUUGCUCAGGAAGUUUGACAAGAACUGCACCUCCACCAUUAUGUACAGUUUGCUGAGCUGUCGUAGAAACAGAGGAUGA
Messenger RNA from Trematomus bernacchii (emerald rockcod), 1389 nucleotides. Its product is annotated as leucine-rich repeat-containing protein 74A-like. Lineage: Eukaryota; Metazoa; Chordata; Actinopteri; Perciformes; Nototheniidae. Bases 1 to 1389 code for a protein of 462 amino acids. The record is from RefSeq and is a predicted model, not a curated record. Gene Ontology annotation, molecular function: calcium ion binding; protein binding. The transcript is spliced from 13 exons.